AGAAAUUUGAAGCAGCUAUUCUCUACUGCGUCAACAGCUGCUCGGAUAACACCUUUCUGGACUAGAGCAACUACGAAUCCUUCACAUUUUGUUUUUGUAGUUGCCUCUGUUUGACCCAAGAAGUUUGAAACUAGAAAAAAGUUGUUCUUAAUUUCUGUCCACUCGAGGAUUCAAAGAUGGCAUCCUCCACCACUUCAGUCACUCGCUCUGCUGCUUUCAGAGCAGCAGCCGAUUGCGAAUCAUGGUCGCGGUUGUCGUCAUUCGCAACCGUUCGUGAGUUCUGGAUACAAGAAGGCCCGAUACCACUUGAUGCGGGGGGCAACACAAUCCUCCAUUUUCUGGCCAUGUACGGAAACGCAUUCGUGAUUCAGAAACUCAUCGACGACGACAACGGCAACAACAACAGCAUAGUAAAAUGUGGAGAUCUGUUUGGGAGAAACGACAAGGGCAACACGCCGUUGCAUGAAGCUGUGAGGUUCGGUCGAAGAAAUGUGGUUGAAAUCCUUUUGCGGGAACAAGAAUCAUUGGUUCGGGCGCGCAAUUGUUUAGGGGAGACGCCUGUUUACAUUGCCGCGGCUUGUGGACACGAGGAUGUUUUCAACCAUCUAAUCGCGAAGGUCGAUUUCGAUCGCGAGAUGACCAGAAGUACCGACAGUUCCAACCUUCUUCACGCUGCGGUCACGGGAGAACAUUAUGGUCUUGCUAUGAGCAUAUUGGAGUCAUUCCCCCUGCUUGCUCAGAAUCCUGAUGAAGAAGGAAGAACUGCAUUAUAUCUAUUGGCUCAAAAAUCAAAGUCCUUCAGAAGCGGGUCAUUUUAUUCUCCACACAAUUUUAUGUCCGGCUCCCUGAUCAUUUCGGUGGACUUUCUCGCAUUUCUCACAUACUGGUUUAUUCCUUCGAUGGUGUAUCACUCGAAACAUGAAACUGAUGAUGUGGAAAAUCAGCAGCAAAAUCGAGUUAAUAUCUCAAAACUAUAAGUGUUCUGGGCAUCAAUAGUAGCAGGUUUGGUUUUGUGUUUUACCUUUUUCUAUAACAUAUACUAAUGCAAACCGUGCUAAUUUU
Messenger RNA from Rhododendron vialii, 1062 nucleotides. RefSeq names its product ankyrin repeat-containing protein ITN1-like. Gene Ontology annotation, molecular function: protein binding. The transcript has 4 exons. The record is from RefSeq and is a predicted model, not a curated record. Bases 177 to 977 code for a protein of 266 amino acids. NCBI's taxonomy places the organism in Eukaryota, Viridiplantae, Streptophyta, Magnoliopsida, Ericales, Ericaceae.